Messenger RNA from Lycium barbarum (goji berry), 357 nucleotides. Its product is annotated as secreted RxLR effector protein 161-like. The record is from RefSeq and is a predicted model, not a curated record. Bases 1 to 357 code for a protein of 118 amino acids. NCBI's taxonomy places the organism in Eukaryota, Viridiplantae, Streptophyta, Magnoliopsida, Solanales, Solanaceae. The transcript has a single exon.
AUGGCGUCAAUUCCUUACUUUUCUAUUGUUGGAAGUUUGAUGUAUGCUCAAACUUGCACAAGACUGGAUAUUAGUUUUGCGGUCGGAAUGCUGGGAAGAUAUCAGAGUAAUCCAGGAAUUGAUCAUUGGAAAGCUGCAAAGAAAGUUUUGAGGUACCUAAAAGGAACGAAGGAUUACAUGCUCACGUAUAGGAGAUCCAACAGUUUGGAAGUUAUUGGAUACUCGGAUUCAGAUCAUGGUGGAUGUGUUGACACUAGAAAGUCCACUUUUGGUUACUUGUUCCUAUUAGAUGAAGGAGCAAUAUCGUGGAAGAGUGCUAAGCAAUCCGUCAUUGCUACAUCCACAAUGGAAGCAUAA